Molecule: messenger RNA, 624 nt
Organism: Paraglomus brasilianum
Lineage: Eukaryota; Fungi; Glomeromycota; Glomeromycetes; Paraglomerales; Paraglomeraceae
Source: the annotation of a GenBank genome assembly
AUGGCAGGAAACGCUCUCGCGACGAGUACUUCGAGCGCUGGCACUGCGAAUGCAACACUAUUUCGGGACGAGUACGACAAGAGCGGUGACGCUGUACGUAACGGCAUAGUUGAGAAUAUAGGAACAUACUUCACGCAGCAAAACGUCGUGCGAACUGUCGCUACGAAAAUGGGAUUGCUGUUAAAAACUCAAACACUAACAAUGGCAUCCAAGCCUCCGCCUGAUCAGCAAGUUCUCCGGCAGGCAGUUGCUGAGGCUUUUGACGUUAACUAUCUUAAAUCAGCACCACGCAAUGAUGAAUACGUGGUAGAACUCAAAACCAAAAAAAGAACCAAAUUAUUGACUGCUGCAAUGUGGUGGGAUUACCAUGUCAAGAAUGAUAAAACUCGGAUUGAGUUCUGGACGAAGGUUGCAGCCAAGGCUGAUGAUGUCUAUAACAACAAUCUCAAAGAUUAUUUAGACAGUAAUUCAUGUUUAAACCCAGAACAACUAUCUAUUUUUGAUGCAGUAAUUAUGGCUGUUGAAAAUCAACAACUGCUGUAUUUUUGUGGAUGGCCCUGGAGGUUCAGAGAUUUAAUGAAAGCAGUAGAUCCUGACUUGCAAAACCAGCCAUUUGGUGGAAAA